AUGGCGAUACCCACUUUGACUUACGGAAGUGAAGCAUGGGUGCUGACAAGGAAGCUUGAAUCAAGAAUACAAGGAGCACGCUGGGAAGAAGCGUUCCUAGACGCUGUGGGCGAGGCAGAGGACGCAGGUCGAUUCAAACACAUCUCGACAUCGAGGUUCGCCUCACGAACCCUGGACAUCGAGCUUGAGAAGAACACACAGUCUGUGGUACCUUACUUUGGAUCCACCUUUGUUAUCAUGGCUGUUUUUAGUACUAUCACGUCUAUGAUGUUAGACUGGGUGAGAUCCAAACCACUGCUGGGACUACUUGGCAAUAUUUCAGCAGCUAUGGGGACUGUAUCAGGGUUUGGUCUAGCUGUCUAUUUUGGAAUACCCUUCAUUGGAAUAAACCUUGUUUCACCCCUACUUAUGUGCAGUAUCGGAAUAGACGACACGUUUGUGAUGCUAGCAGCAUGGCGGCGUACACCGGUCACCCUUCCAGUGCCUGAACGGGUGGCACGUACCUUAUCCGAAGCAGCUGUUUCAAUAACGAUUACUUCGGUAACUGAUAUCGUCAGUCUGACCAUUGGAAUACUCAGUCCGUUCCCAGCUAUUCAGAUAUUCUGUCUUUAUUCUAGUUUUGCAGUUGCGUUUAUAUUUGUAUGGCAUAUAACGUUUUUUGCUGGCUGUAUGGCUAUUGCCGGAUAUGCUGAACAAAACAAUAGACAUUCUAUCACCUGUGUAAAAGUCGCUCCUCUAUCCAUGUCAGGAAAGAGGUCAUGGCUGUAUAGAGCUUUCUGUUCUGGAGGAAUAAACCCCAAGGACCCUGACAAUCCUAUCGACAAUCCAGAAAAUGCACUCAUGGCAUUUUUCAGAGAUACCCUGACCUACUACCUGAACAAAUGGCAGGUGAAAAUGCUGAUUCUGCUGGUUUUCAUGGCGUAUCUGGCUGGAGCCUGCUAUGGUAUUACUUGCAUCAAGGAAGGAUUACAGAGGAGAAAAUUGUCCAAGGCUGAUUCAUACUCUAUUGAGUUCUAUGAUAGGGAAGACUUCUAUUUUAGGGAGUUUCCCUACAGAAUGCAGGUAAUCCUAAGCGGCCCCCUGAACUACAGUGACCCCGUGGUCCAACAGGAGGUGGAGAACCUGACCCGUACAUUCGAGGCAUCGCCCUACAUCUCGACCUCCCUCUACACAGAGUCCUGGCUGCGUAGCUUUGUCUCAUAUGUCGAGCGAAAUGCUGACUAUCUCAAUGUGUCUAUCAGCACGGAACCUGAUUUCAUCAAGGCUCUACACGAGAUCUGGCUAUUCAAACCGAACCCGUUUUCGUUGGAUGUGAAAUUCAGUGACGAUGGAUCGCAAAUAGUGGCAUCUCGCUUCAUGAUUCAGGCAGUCAACAUCAGCGACGGAAAUGCCGAGAAAGACAUGGUCCGCGAUCUGAGACGAAUCUGCCAUGAGUCACAUCUGAAUGUCAGCGUCUUUCAUCCCUAUUUCGUCUAUUUCGAUCAGUUCGAACUGGUCCGCCCCACCUCUAUUCAGGCCAUGAUAGUUGGCGCAGUCAUCAUGAUGAUCAUCUCCUUCAUCUUCAUCCCGAACAUCCUCUGCUCACUUUGGGUGGCCUUCUGUAUCGUCUCCAUCGAAACCGGAGUGGCCGGCUAUAUGUCUCUAUGGUCAGUCAACCUGGACACCAUCUCAAUGAUCAACCUCAUCAUGUGCAUUGGGUUCUCAGUGGACUUCACUGCCCACAUCUGCUAUGCGUACAUGUCCUCCAAGGCUGAAUUACCUGAAGAAAAACUCCGGGAAUCCUUACACUCCCUGGGUCUUCCGAUUUUCCAAGGUGCCAUCUCGACUAUCCUUGGUGUCGCUGCCCUGGUUCUAGCAGACAGCUACAUCUUCCUAGUCUUCUUCAAGAUGAUUUUCCUGGUGGUAUUUUUCGGGGCCAUCCAUGGUAUCCUACUUCUCCCUGUGCUCCUAACCAUGUUUGGACCUAACUCAUGUGGCAGAUCCAAACAACGCAGGGAAAUGUCGGAGAUUGAAAAGACAUUUCCCCACCCGUACUGUAUCCCCCACCCGAGUCUCACAGGUGCCCUGAAUCAUCCCUUAGCGCACUUCCAAGGGAAACAGCUGGGGGGACCACAUCACCAUCAUUUCGGCGGGGUUCCGUUACAUGGGUUGGCCGCAGACAUACCUCCGUCACGUCUGGUCAUCUCAUCGUACAAUGGUGAUACCUGUGGAAAGUUUGUGUUGGACAAGGAUCAAGGUCUGGGGACAUCAGGAGAGGAUUCAAGUGAGUCGAGCUCGUCUAAAUCACAUCCCCAUCAGAAACAGGUCCCGAAGAAAAUGGUGGCAGAAGAUGAAGAUGAGAAACAGCGCAGGAAGUAUGUGGAGGGAUGGCGGAAGUCUAGUGCACCGGGUCAAGGUCUUUCGAGGUCACCUGAAGGUCGAUCAAGGUCGCCGACAGAUCUUCAAGGGCAUCCAAGGUCACAAGACUACCAAGGUCAAGCACAUCAAGGUCAUCCAAGGUCGUCCCUGAACGAAGGUCACCUAAGGUCUUCACAAGACUUUCCAAGGUCGUCCCCGAACGAAGGUCAUCUCAGGUCUUCACAAGACUUCUCAAGGUCUUCAAAUGAUGGUCAUCCAAAAGGAAGAGGAGUGCCCGAAGGUCAUCCAAGGUCAUCAGCUCAAGGUCACUCGAGGACGAAUGGUGGCUACAUGAGUGACGAGGACAGCUCCCCGAAAUGGCGACCGCCACACCCGGCGUCGCAGCUAAAUUUUAGGGCAUCACGAUCGCACCACUAUUCGCCCAAAUCGGGAGCAACACCUCAGGGCAGAAAUUCGUCCUCAGCGUUUGUUGGAGAGAGUAGGUUUCCAUGAGGGUUCCGACUGUGAGGUUCAUGUCAAACUGUCAGUAUGGAUGACGUCAUUAGUGAAGUCAUUCAAUGACGUCAUCACUCCCCAUUAAAUGCUCACAGUUUUAUUAUUGAAUCUCACUAUGACUAUAGAGAAAAGAUAGCAUAAGAAGACAUGCCAUGGUUUGUAGAAUACCUUCAAAGUUUGGAAGUUUUGUAUCAAAUUAUGGUGUUAUGUAGCCAGUUGAGAUGAUACUGUAUCAUAUUGUGGUGAUACUGUAUCAUUUGUGUUGAUACCAUAGAGAAUAGAUAGUAUGAGAAGAUAUGUCAUGGCUUGUACAAUACCUUCAAAGUUUGCAAGUUAUGUAUCAAGUUAUGGUGUUGUCUAUCAAGUUGAGAUGGUACUGUAUCAUAUUGUGGUGAUACUGUAUCAUGUGUGUUGAUACUGUAUCAUAUUGAGGUGAUACUGAAUGAUUAGUGACGAUACCAUACAGAAAAGAUAGCAAAAGAAGACAUGCCAUGGCUUGUAGUAUUCAUUCAAAGUUUGUAAGUUUUGUAUCAAAUUAUGGUGUUGUGUAUCAAGUUGAGAUGAUACUGUAUCAUAUUGUGGUGAUACUGUAUCAUUUGUGUUGAUACCAUAGAGAAUAGAUAGCAUGAGAAGAUAUGCCAUGGCUUGUAGAAUACGUUCAAAGUUUGAAAGUUAUGUAUCAAGUUAUGGUGUUGUGUAUCAAGUUGAGAUGAUACUGUAUCAUAUUUUGGUGAUACUGUAUCAUGUGUGUUGAUACUGUAUCAUAUUGAGGUGAUACUGAAUGAUUAGUGACGAUACCAUACAGAAAAGAUAGCAAAAGAAGACAUGCCAUGGCUUGCAGUAUUCAUUCAAAGUUUGUAAGUUUUGUAUCAAAUAAUGGUGUUAUGUAGCCAGUUGAGAUAAUACUGUGAUACUGUAUCAUAUUGUGGUGAUACUGUAUCAUUUUUGUUGAUACCAUAGAGAAUAGAUAGCAAAAGAAGACAUGCCAUGGCUUGUAGGAUUCAUUCAAAGUUUGCAAGUUUUGUAUCAAAUUAUGGUGUUGUGUAUCAAGUUGAGAUGAUACUACUGUAUCAUAUUGUGUUGAUACUGUAUCAUGGUAUAGGUCGUUCAUGUACCAAAUUUGAAACCGUUUAUUUAUAUAACUCAAGCCGACUACUGUGUAUUAUUAGUGUGGCUUUUUAGAAAGUAGUCAAAGUUUUUAAAAAGUUUUAUGUUUUUUUGUGAGACUAUUUGAGAAAGUGCCUCGUUUUACAGUGACUCAAGUAUUUUAGUUCUAGUGAAUUUGAACAAUGCUCAAGUUUAUUAAUUAUAGAUGUAAAAACUAAUUAAGUAUAAUUUAAAAACUAUUGUUUAACCUAAGUGAACAAAAUGUGCUCAAAACCUCCUUGAAUUGAGCUGGUAAGAUGUAAAUAAAUAUAUUUAUAUCGAUAUGAAUAAACAAUGUUAAAAGUAUUGAAAUAAAUCUAGCAUAAUUUUGUGUAUUUAGUGUAAAUGUUAAUAAAACAAUACAUGGAAAUUGAAUUUAUUCAAAUGCUAAUAGAUGAAUAUCAUCAAUCUUGAAAGUAUAUCCAGUUGAACAG
Nilaparvata lugens (brown planthopper) is the source of this 4433-nucleotide messenger RNA. RefSeq names its product patched domain-containing protein 3-like. Lineage: Eukaryota; Metazoa; Arthropoda; Insecta; Hemiptera; Delphacidae. Gene Ontology annotation, cellular component: plasma membrane; cytoplasmic vesicle membrane. The transcript is spliced from 10 exons. The record is from RefSeq and is a predicted model, not a curated record. Bases 1 to 2850 code for a protein of 949 amino acids.